AUGGCAGACGAGACAGGGCCCCGAGAUGUCCAAGCGGAUUCGUCUUUACCACCUUCAUCCCCUCUUCCCACCUCCUCGGACCCCACUCCUCCCCAACACGAACAACCUGGGCUGCGUUCGCCUUCCGAGGAUGACCCCUUUGGGUUUUUUGCCCUCGAGAAGAAACUUAAGCGCGAGCGCGAGCUAGCGCCACCCCGACCAGUGCUUCUCGCGCGUGACUCGUCCGUGCAAUCCAUACUAGCCACCACCGAGCACGAAGAUGGCCGACUGUCAUCUUCCGACGAGUCGAUGAGCGACGACGAACCCAUCGAUCCCCUCGUCACCCCCCACAAACCCCAUCGCAACCGCAAACGCAAGCCGCUCGCCUCGCCGUCGCUUUCGCGCUCUUCCUCGUUGUCGUCCCAUCCAUCCAUACCUUCUUCUCCGUCUCCCGUGAAGGUUUCCGCCGGUGGCCCAUCUCCUGCGCUCGUGUCGCCUUUCGUCUUCACUCGCGGUCGACCUAGCUUUCCGCAGGGGGCUACCUCGUCCGACGCGCCCCUAGCUACAACGGUCAAACGUCCCGCGCCAAAGCAAACUAGAAAGGGCAAGGAAAACCCUGAACCUUCGUUUCAUGACGCGAAGAGGGCGCCGAGCCGAGUGGAGGUCUUACUCCCGAGGCGUGCCAGUAGGCGUGCCAACGCGGCUGCGGAGAUAGCCCUGCCACCGACCGCAACGACCAAACCAAAGGUGAAGGGUAAAAUCAACAACACUGCUCCCGCGUCGAAGAAAGAAAAGGCCCCUGCGCGUCGGAAGGCGCCCGCGCGGGCCGCCAAGCGUCGCCGAGCUGACCCCGAUGAGCAAGUAGACGACGAGCAGCUUGGCGACGACGAGAAGGAGGGCAAUGGAGAUGACAUGUUCGACGAGGUGCCCGAGGGACGCACCACGCGAUCCAGAGCGAAAGUCAAGGCCGCCUCCGGAGCGCCUAAGCGUGCCCCCAAAUCUCGCGCGGCGCCCAAGCCGCCCAGUCGCGCGCGUCCGGCCCGCACGCUUCGUCCCCGAUCUGACGAAGGGCCAUCAUUUGUCCUCGACUCCGAUGUUCGAGAGGAGUUCGAGCAAGAGAAACAGAAACGGAUCACAUACUUCGAGAAACUGAAAAAUUACCAGCUCGAGACGGAGGCCGUUUACGUUGUAUGAUUGCAUGAUUGAAGGCUGAGUGCUACGAUGUAUCGAUAACUUCAGUGCGACGACGAUGCUGUGUCAUAUGCUCCCCUGUAUCAUCCGUUGGAAAUCGGCGCUCUUAUAUGCGCCCCCCAAUUCCUUUUGCUUUGUGCUUCUCGGCUUUUAAAGUACAUUAUAUAUUGAGAUACAUUCAUCUAUCUAUCUAACCGCGAUGGCCUAUUGCU
This is a messenger RNA of Punctularia strigosozonata HHB-11173 SS5, 1382 nucleotides long. RefSeq lists its product as uncharacterized. The coding region runs from base 1 to 1173 and encodes 390 amino acids. NCBI's taxonomy places the organism in Eukaryota, Fungi, Basidiomycota, Agaricomycetes, Corticiales, Punctulariaceae. The transcript is spliced from 2 exons. The record is from RefSeq and is a predicted model, not a curated record.